AAACGAAAAAAAACGCAUUUUUGAGCCUCUUCAUGGUGCUAACUGGUGUGCGCAUUCGUAAACAAACCCAAGUAAACAAAGCCAAUUUGACAGAUGGCGAAACUUCUCGAACGGUUUUUAUAUUGGUCGAUAUAAUUUUAUCGGCCUGUAAGUGAAAUGCGUACGCGACACCAAUUCGAGUAGAUAAAUUUUUUGGUCGAUAUAGCCAAACCAGUGGUUAAUUUUUAUCAACUGGUUGGCGAUAGGCGCCACUGAUUACGUCAUCAUCUAUAAGCUGUUACCAAAGGGCACAAAGGCAAGCACAUUGACUUUCAUCUCAUUUGAAGUCGGGAUGUCGCUUGACAUUAAGAGCAAGGCUCUGUCCGCAUCUACAUGGCACAAAAGAAUUAUCUAUCGCUAAUUCAUUGACCAACGCACCACUACAGCGACCAGCACCUCGAGACCCACCUUCAACGACCCAAGAGCCUGCACCUCUGUAUCCUUUGAACAUAACAAUACACCAUCCGUUGACACAAACAAUGGCACCAUCUACAAUAGCACAAUCACACAUUGCGCAAACAAUAGCACCAGAAAAAAAUGUAAUCACAAGAGCAAUUUUAAGCACCACAGGAGAUUCAGCAUUCCUUUUGACAACCAAAACCGAUAUGUGUUGAGAGCCUGUGUUUACCACGAAAUAUGUGCCUCUCAUAGGUGACAGUUGCUGGUCACCUUGAUGACGUGUGCACCGGGAUGCUGGAGAGCGAACGGAGAAACGCUCUCUCCUGUACCGACCGUCGACGAGACAGUAUCGCUUCCUUACCGCUUUUUAUAUAUCGUGUUGUUUAUUUAUAUUGUACUAAUAUUUUAAUGUGUUACUUUUAGAAAUAUACGUUUUAAACCAAAGAACACAAAAGUGGCGACGAGGAGAAAAAAACGCCUGACAACGUAGACACACAAAAGCACGUUAGAAGAUACACGAUGCUGAACUCAGAUGACCGCAACAGUGACCAACAGCCAUCGCGGAGCAGCCAUGAAAGCCACCGGCAAAGCAGCGUCCCUGAUCCGAAUACCGCUUGGAUACAUGAAAUGUUCAAGCAGCAGCAGAGCAUCCUACACCAACAGCAGGAAGCAUUUAUGAAGCAGCAGGAAAGUUUUUUAACCCGGAUGAUGUCGUCGAUGAACGUGAGUGAGCCAAACGGGCCGGAGUUUUUAGUCGAAUCAUUGGCGAAACAAGUGACGGAGUUUCGGUACGAUCCUGAGGAAAAUGUUACCUUUGCUGCGUGGUAUAGGUGGUUCGAGGGGCUUUUUGAGAAGGAUGCUGCUAAAUUGCCAGAUGAUACCAAGGUGCGAUUGUUGUUGCGGAAACUUGGAGUGGCAGAACAUGAGCGGUACAACAGUUAUAUAUUGCCGCAGAAAGCAAGUGAUUUUUGUUUCGAGGAAACAGUAGUGAAACUGCGCGCGCUGUUUGGAUCGAAAGAAUCGUGCGUCAGCAAGCGAUAUAAGUGCUAUCAAAUGCAAAAAACGAGCUCUGAGGGUUACGUUACGUUUUCGUGCCGGAUAAAUAAGGCUACCGAAGAAGCGGAACUAGCCGGGCUCAGCAUAGAGACACAGAAGUGUUUGAUUUUCGUGUGUGGCCUGAAAGAUGAGCAGGAUACCGAUGUGCGCAUGAAAUUGCUGAGCCGUAUGGAAGAAAAGAAGGAUAUUACUCUGGCACAACUAACAGAGCUGUGUGAAAAACUAACGAACCUCAAAAGAGAUACAACCUUGCUUGCGGGUGAAAGUAAAGUCCAAAUGAUUGGCCAAGAAAAGUGUCGAAGCACUAAGGGAAAGUGGCAAGGUAGUCGGAAGCUACACCAACGUCCGGAAAAGCAGAGUAGAGUGCAAUGUUUUUUAUGCGGCGAAGGCCACUGGGCUAGAAAAUGCACAUUUAAGCAUCAUAAAUGCAGCAAGUAUUUUAAGUUUGGACAUAAGGAAGGAUUUUGCAAUGCAGCGUCUCGGUGGACGAACAGAAUGAGGCAAAAUCGCAAUGUAAGAAGCGUGACGGUUAAUACGGUCAGGAGUGGACGUGGAUGCGUCAGAGUUGUCAUCAAUGGCACACCGUUGGAAAUGAUGCUUGAUACAGGCGCUGAUAUAACGAUUAUUUCGCGUAGACUGUGGCAUCAUGUUGGAAAACCUGUAUUGAAACCUUCAAUGGUUAAAGCGAGAACUGCAUCUGGUGAUUUGUUGCACAUCUUAGGCGAAUUUGCUGGUUCCAUGAUCGUAGCGGAACAAUGCAUGAGUUGCGUGAUUCGAGUAACUACGGCGGAUUUGGCACUUAUUGGGAAAGAUGCCAUGGAUAUAUUCAACCUUUGGGAUGUGCCGCUGACGGCAGUUUGUAAUCGUGUUGGUUUGGAUGAACCGUGCAGUGCAAUAUUACAGAAGGAGUUCCCAAAACUUUUUUCCGGCAAGCUAGGUUGCUGCACUAAGGCGAAAAUUCAGUUGGAGCUGAAAGAAGGUGCACCUGUUUUUCGUCCGAAGCGGCCUGUAGCCUAUGCGAUGUUUCAAGCGGUGGACAAGGAGCUUGAACGGCUGGAAAACGAUGGAAUAAUUUCCAAAGUGGAUUAUUCAGAAUGGGCGACGCCAAUUGUUGUUGUGCGUAAGUCAAACGGAACUAUACGAGUGUGCGGAGACUACUCGACGGGCUUGAACGAUAUGCUGCAACCUCACCAAUACCCGCUUCCUCUUCCUCAAGACAUAUUUGCAAGUCUGGCCACCUGUACGAUUUUUAGCCAGAUAGACCUUUCGGAUGUGUAUACAUAUACAGUGUAUACAGUGUAUACAGCCAACCGCUUACAGCGUUAUGCAUUAACGCUGCUUCUGUAUGAUUUUCAAUUGGAGUACGUGCCUACAGACAAGUUUGGUAAUGCCGAUGUGUUGUCGAGACUAAUAGCUAAACAUGAAAAACCUGAAGAUGACUACGUGAUCGCAAGCAUUGAAAUAGAGGAAGACUUACGAUCUGUUGUGAACAGUGUGAGUAAAGCCCUACCGUUGAAGUUCAGUGAUGUUGAACACGAAACGAAAACUGAUGCUCAAUUGCGGAAGGUGUAUGAAUUCACUAGAAAUGGAUGGCCACAUGCAGCAGUGAGAGACAGGACUUUGAGCAAUUUCCACAGUAGGCGUGAGUCCUUAUCUACAUUUGGUGAUUGUCUCCUUUUUGGAGAAAGGUUGAUAAUACCAUCGUCGCAGCGAUACAAAUGUUUGCAGCAGCUACACCUAGGCCAUCCAGGAAUAGAACGGAUGAAGGCCCUGGCUCGAAGCUAUGUGUACUGGCCUGGCCUUGAUUCGGAGAUUGAGAGCCUUGUUAAAUCGUGUCGACAGUGUGCAAUGGCAGCCAAAUCACCUGUAUCCAGUUUACCAAUCUGUUGGAUGAAAGCGAAUGCGCCGUGCCAGCGAGUGCAUGUGGACUAUGCAGGUCCUAUCGAGGGUGAUUAUUUUCUGCUAGCGAUCGACUCUUUUUCAAAGUGGCCGGAAAUCAUCCCUACCAGGACAAUAUCAUCUACAGCCACCAUUCGCAUUCUUCGCAAUAUAUUUGCACGUUUCGGUAUGCCAACUGUCCUCGUGAGCGAUAAUGGAACUCAAUUCACAAGCGCAGACUUUGCAGAGUUCUGUAACACAAAUGGUGUUGAGCAUAUCCGUACGGCACCCUUUCAUCCGCAGUCGAACGGGCAGGCGGAAAGGUUCUUCGACACCUUCAAAAGAGCGUUUAAGAAGAUAAGAGAAGGGGGAAGUAGCGUAUCAGAAGCAUUAGAUACCUUUCUAUUGACAUACAGGAGUACGCCGAGCAAACUGUUGGAGCAGAAAUCGCCUGCUGAAUUGAUGUUCAGCCGAAAGAUAAGAACUUGCUUGGAACUGCUACGUCCACCACAAAGAUUAGAUCCUGUAUCAGAAGGUAAUCCGAGAAAAUUUAAGAUGAACGACCUGGUGUAUGCAAAGCAAUAUCGUCGGAAUAACUGGAGAUGGGUUCCAGGUAUGAUCAGCGGACGCAUCGGUAGAGUGAUGUAUGAAGUAACUAUUGAGCAAAACAGGAAGAUACGUUCACACGUUAACCAGUUGCAGAAACAAGUUGAUAGAAAUAACACCAGUAAGGUCACAGCCCAGCUGGAUAACACUUCAAAUACGUCGUUGCCUUUGAAUGUGUUGUUAGAUGCAUGGAACAUGGUUGAGGAAGUCCACUAUCCAGACGCUUAUCAAACUACUAGUCAACAUGUGGAAGAAACUGCAAAAGAUUGUACGUCCUCUUCAUCGUCAUCGUGCCCAACGUCAUCAUCAUCAUCAUCAUCAUCGUCCCCAUCUUCAUCGUCAUCGUCAUCACCAUCUUCAUCGUGCCCAGCUUCACCGUCAUCGUCAUCGUCUCCAGCCCCAUCGUCAUUGUCUCCAGCCCCAUCGUCAUCGUCCCCAACUUCAUCGUCAUCAUCAUCGCAGCGGUCUGCAAAAACGUUCUUGUCACCGACCUCGCCAGGGUUUGAAACGGCUGACAGUGGCACGCCUUCGCCUGUACAACCUCUACGUCGAUCUUCGCGGGUUCGAAGAUCACCUCAGUGGAUGGCAGCGUACAAGCGAAUCUAAAGAAGGGGGGAUGUUGGGAGCCUGUGUUUACCACGAAAUAUGUGCCUCUCAUAGGUGACAGUUGCUGGUCACCUUGAUGACGUGUGCACCGGGAUGCUGGAGAGCGAACGGAGAAACGCUCUCUCCUGUACCGACCGUCGACGAGACAGUAUCGCUUCCUUACCGCUUUUUAUAUAUCGUGUUGUUUAUUUAUAUUGUACUAAUAUUUUAAUGUGUUACUUUUAGAAAUAUACGUUUUAAACCAAAGAACACAAAAAUAUGUUUUUCUAUUACUAAAACGUCCGAGGUUUACGCACAAAAUUCAACGAUCUCCGGCUCACUGCAUCUAACUCUGAUUUCGAUGUAUGGGUGUUCACCGAGACAUGGUUAGACGACAAUACCCAAUCGACAAUGUGUUCAUUUUUGGAUGAAUUUUUGGCAGUCCUGCGGUAAAAUCUGCACGAAAUUUGCUCGAACUAAUCAAAUUUGAGAGUGUGUGCGAAACCGUCUGUAUUGCAUUGGGAUCUGUCAAGAUUGCGCGGCUUUGAAUGAAUCCAUCAACUUAUAGGGUGUUGUGUGUUUACUUGUUUAGGAAGUGUUAAUUUUUGUGAACCAAGUUAACAAGUGCAUAAACAUAGCAUUUUGGUUAAGUUACUGUUCAUCCUUCUGUAAUUGUCGACGCCAUGGCAAAAAUAAGUGGAAAAUUAUAUCGUCAACGGGAUAAAUUGUUAGAACAACUUUCUGCUGAAUAUGACGCUGAAGCAGGACCCAGCAGAGUGUUUUCAUCAUCAAUUGAUAAUACCUCGCAAACUGGUCGUGUAAGUUCAUUAUUUGAGUCCCAUCUCCCGGAUUCAGAACAUCCGGGCAGAGAAGAUCCGGCCAUCAUCUUCCCGGAUAGAUAUGGCAAAAGAAGGUGUCUCGAAAAUUUAAACGAGGAUACAUUUUCCAACGAGGGUUAUUUUAUUGCGCUAUCUUCAGAUAGUGAAACCGAUGAAAACGAUGCAAAUAUGGAAACUGUGGACACCAAUAAGUCUAAAAAAUAUCACAAUUGUGAAAAUCAUGAGGAUGUCAAAGAUUGCUUGAGACAUUUUGCCAUCACCCGAAAUCUGCCUCAAGAUACGGUUAAUGAGAUGUUGGAAAUUUUGAGAAGUAACACCAAUAUGGACCUUCCGAAAGACUGUCAAACCCUUCUUAAAACGUACGCUAAUAUUGGAAAAGAGAUGCAAACUAUACAAAGUGGGGAGUUUUGGUAUAAAGGCAUCGAGAAAUCGUUGCAAAAUUAUUUCAAAUCUUCUACUCCAUGCGCAGAGCAAUUUACGAUCCAGUUCUCUGUUGACGGCCUUCCCCUGCAUAAAAGUGGACGAAUGCAAGUUUGGCCCAUUUUAAUGAAAGUGGAAGAGGUAAAAAAUGCACCAAUAAUGAUGGUUGCUGCAUUUUGUGGUACCGAAAAACCAGGAAGUGUUGAAGAAUACUUACGUCAACUUGUGGAGGAAGCAAACAAACUUUAUCUUAAUGGAGUUCACAUAGGAAAUAAAACAAUCAAAUUUCAAAUCCGAGCUUUUAUAGCAGAUUCUCCUGCAAGAGCAUUCAUAAAGUCAACAUGCUAUUUUAAUGCUGUACAUGGAUGCUUCAGAUGCACUUGCGUUGGUGUGUACCAUCCCACUGGUCAUAAGGUGGUGUUCGAUUGUGUCGGGGCUCCAGUACGAACCGAUGAUAGAUUCCGAGAUAGGGAAUGCAUUCCACACCAUCAGCCUUUGCGAUCGCCUCUAGAAGAUCUGUUGAAUUUUGAUAUGAUUGAACACGUUCCUACGAGUGACCGUUUGCAUUUGAUUGAUCUUGGUGUAACUCGAAAAAUUAUCUGUGGAAUAUGGAUCGGAAAGUUUGUAUCCCUUUCUAGAUUGUCUGAUGCUCAGAAGGAGUUUGCAACGAAUUUUUUUACUGCGUUGCAGCUUCCCUCAGAAAUCAAUAGGAAAAUUCACGAUCCGUAUUAUAUGCACAAAUGGAAGGGCACGCAGUUUAGAACAUUUUUACAUUAUUGCAGCGUUAUAGUUAUGAAAGAACUUGUACCUGAAAGGGUAUACAAUCAUUAUUUACUUUAUUUUUGCGGGAUUACUAUAUUUUCAACAAAAUUCCAUCGCAAGCAUUGGAAAACUGCAGAGGUGUUCUUAAAUUUUUUUGUCCGUAACUUUGGCGCAAUAUAUGGUAGUGAACAUGUUACAAGCAAUGUUCAUAACCUUCAACAUAUUGCUAAAGAUGUUGAAAAUUUAGGACCAUUGGAUAAUUUUUCAAGCUAUGAUUUUGAAAACUAUCUUGGCAUUUUAAAACGCUCUGUACGUUCCGGAUUUAAAUGCGGUGUACAAAUUGCUGCUCGGUCUGAGGAACGUGCUAAUGUGCAUUCGCCCAAUCAUUCCGAUUGUCAAUAUCCUCGGAUAGUAUACAAUGGGAAUGGGAUUCAAUUAACUGCCAACUUUUUGUUGAGAGCGUCAACAAGAGAUGAAUGGUUUUUAACCAAACGUAACGAAGUCGUCAAAUUUAUGAAACUUAAUACUAAUCCCUCGUUGGUCGUUGUUGGAAACCGAUAUGAGUAUGUAACUGAUGUUUUCUAUAUACGUCUUAUUGAAAACGAUGAGGAGAUCGAAUUAUCAUCUGCAGAUAUCUACAUCUACGAGGCUGACGAUUGUAUACCUACAGCAGUAGAAGAAUUCUCUUUGCACCAUAUAAGAUGUAAGCUGAUAGCUGUGACUUCCCCGGCAAACCCUGGAUUAAAGCAGUUUGUCCCUCUUUUGCAUACUUUUGUUAUUGACAGUUAAAAAUAUAAUAAAGAUGAUGAAAAACUUAGCAAAAAGGAUGGAAUAUUGA
Molecule: messenger RNA, 7422 nt
Organism: Anopheles gambiae (African malaria mosquito)
Lineage: Eukaryota; Metazoa; Arthropoda; Insecta; Diptera; Culicidae
Exons: 5
Coding region: 958-4584 (1208 amino acids)
Biological process (GO): DNA integration; proteolysis
Molecular function (GO): nucleic acid binding; aspartic-type endopeptidase activity
Source: RefSeq, a predicted model, not a curated record